GCCAACAUGCUGACAUUCGUGACUGUCCUUGCUGUUGCCUUCGUGACAGUCAACGGCGCCAUUCGAGUGGAUGACAAGCGUGGAUUCCGCUACUGCCGAACCCCUCAGCUUGCACAGAUUGAGAGCGUGCAAGUCACAGGUUGCAAUAGAUGGCCUUGUUUCAUUAUCCCAGGCAGGACCGGCACUUUCCAGAUCACCUUCUCUCAUAACUCAGAAAUCCCCGUCAGCAACAUGGUGAGCAGCAUCUACGCCCGCGUGAGUCUGCCCGUGACCAACCUGGGCGCCGGCAACACCCGCGUGGCCAUGCCCCAAGAGACCAAGCAGCCCGUGUGCCACCUGACCACGCCGGGAUGCCCAGUCUACCCCAACACCAAGACGACCAUUAGCAAGACUAUCGUUGUGCCCCAACAAGCUCGUUUGGUGCGAGGUCCCAUGAUGGUGGAAUUCCAAGUGAAGGAUAACUUGGGCAGGAUGGUCACCUGCUUCAUGGCUCCCGUCUUCACGAACUAAGACUUCUCCGGCGGCGCACUCUUCUCUCACGCAACUCACGCACUUUUUACCUCAGUACUCAUCUCCCUGGUCCAAUAACCGUGAUUCUCAGUGUCCUCCAUGUUGCUGUUAUUAUUGAUAUAUGUUUAUUAUUAUUAUUAUUAUUAUUAUUAUUAUUAUUAUUAUCAUCAUCAUUUAGUUCUGUUGUGUGGUUAUUGUCAUGUGAAUAUAGUAUUAUUUUUUUUCUUUAUUCCUGUACUUAUUCAUUUUUUUGAAAUUGUAGAACCUAUGAGUCAAUAUUAUUGAAUAUAUAUAUAUAUAUAUAUAUUGUCAUGUUUGAUAUUAUGUAUUGCGAAAUCUCACUUGUCGUAAACUCGUAUUAAUAUAAUGAAUUAUCACGUUAUUUAUUUUGUUCCAGUGCUAUUUUUUUCCAAUCUCUCAUGAACGCUGUCAUUUAGUUAUUGUAACUCUUAGUUUCAUUUCAAACAAUUUUCUCCUAGUUUUAAGUUUGUUGUAUUUUCCUUUUGUUUAUUGCUGGAACAGCCGUCAUUUAUUCUAUGUGUUUAAAGUGUUCGGAAUGUACACUUGUUGACAAAACUUGCAAUUUCUUUGUAAUCAUUUUGAGCUUUACAUUUUUAUCAGGAAAAUUAUGCUCAGUGUUCCUAUUUGUUCUUUGUCUUCGUUUAUUUCUGUUACACUACGAGUUAUUUUAAUGCCUCACUAAUACUUAAAUACCUCUCCAUGUAUUAUCCUCAAACGUAGACACUUAUCAGUUGCGUUUGGAAACUUUUUAUAUAAAUGUACAUGCACCCCUUUCAAAUAGUUGAAACAAACGA
Messenger RNA from Penaeus indicus, 1325 nucleotides. RefSeq lists its product as uncharacterized. Lineage: Eukaryota; Metazoa; Arthropoda; Malacostraca; Decapoda; Penaeidae. The transcript has 4 exons. The record is from RefSeq and is a predicted model, not a curated record. Bases 7 to 510 code for a protein of 167 amino acids. Gene Ontology annotation, molecular function: sterol binding. Gene Ontology annotation, biological process: sterol transport.